AUGAUCCAGAACUCGGAGAAAUCGGGAGGCCAACGCCGAGGGCCGGUGCCUUCUGCGAUUAAAGGCAACUUCAUUCCAGUCUCGCCCAGGAAGUAUCGGUCGCCAUCGCCACAGAAACACAGGGCAAACAAAUCUGUUCAGAUCAACCUGAACUUGACUGAGAAUCAGGUGGACCGACUGACAGACGUAUUCUCGAACAAGAGCGAGUCGCCAUCCCGUCGCGGACGAGUCGACAACUCCAGUCGAGCCAGGUCGCCUGUACGAAAUGACGACUUUGAUUGCGCCCAGGCUCAUAGAGGCAUCGGCCACGGGGGUUCUCCCUUGCAAGCCCAAAAGGGCCGAAGCAGAUAUGAGAUGCCCCUCCGCGAAAGUGACUCAACAACCUUUUCGGAGUUGAUGCCGACUUCGAACCACAAAGCCAAGGGCUCUCUAGCGUCGAGUCUCGCCGAGCGCCGCCGACAAAAUACGCCGACACCAGUCAACAUCAAUGACAUCCGGCAACAUGGAACUAUUCUUGGCCAUCCCGAGAGCGCGUCUCCUGUCCCACAGCCUAUGACACCGGAGGUGCCGUCUCCCGCAAGCAUCGAGCCGGUAGACUCAUCCUCUAUCUACUCUCAGAGCGAAGGCAGGCCAAGCCCCCUCCACCUCAAGAAGGACGACAUCUCACAACACAUUGAGAACGUGUUGCAGUCCUCCAGUGCCUGGAAAGAUCCAAACAUCCCAGCGCCGGCUCCUGGCAUGGCCAGUUGGGGAGGAAACACCCAGGGACAUGGUCCGCACAAGGGUAGACUGGAAGCCCUCAGGCAGCCGGUGAUGGACGCCAGCCAGAUGUACUCCCCCCUCAGACCCUACUUCGCCUAUAAGGAGCUCCCUGUGCAGAAGAUCGCCGGCAAGACCUUGAUCGGGGAACAAGGGUGGCUCGAGCGGCCCAACCAAUCCCUGGACCGCAAGAAGAAGGACAGCUCGCCCAAGAAACCGGGUCUUCUGGACAGCCUCAAAAAGAUUGCCAGGGAGAUGGGCAAAUCUUCAGGCCGAAGGCCGCGAGACACGGAGCGGGAGGGGAAAGUGCCGAGAGUCACAAUCUCACUCGAUCCUCGCGAGCAGAGCCUUCUUUACUGCGAGCUCGAGUUCCACAUCAGCAACGCAUUGCACAACUACAUCACCAAUGAACUGAACCAUGGCCGGCUCAACCCGGACAAGCUCAAGAAGAUUGCAGACGGAUGGAACCAGAAGGGCCGCCCAAGAGUCGUGGGCUUCCGAUACGACUUGGAGACGCAGCUCGAGCUUAUCCACCUCCACAUCGAUGAGUUCCGGUUCUUCGGCCGUCGUCAGAGCAACCCAUUGGAGAUCGCCGGCCUGCUUCACGCGAUGAAGGUCAACGCUCGGUCUUUGCGCAUCCGUACCCAUUGCCAGCCGGAUUCCGUAAUUGCCAAGCAGCUCGUCGAUUCCCAGUCUCUCUGCAACACCAUCGGAUGCUCCGAGGCCCAGCAAAUUGCCAUUGCCGAGAUAGCCCAGUUUUUCAAGGUCAUUGUGGAGAGAGAGCAGGCCUACCGAGCACAGCUAGAGCGCGAAAGCGCAGCCCAGACGUUGCCGCAUGACCAAGGCGACCGGCAAUGGGAACCUCCGAGAGACCUAGCACAGGGUGUGGAUCCGUACGGCGGUCUCCACCUCAUACCCGAAGGCUACGACGUCAAUACGGAGACUCUCCGUUACAACAACUGA
Colletotrichum navitas is the source of this 1722-nucleotide messenger RNA. RefSeq lists its product as uncharacterized. The transcript has 3 exons. The record is from RefSeq and is a predicted model, not a curated record. The coding region runs from base 1 to 1722 and encodes 573 amino acids. Lineage: Eukaryota; Fungi; Ascomycota; Sordariomycetes; Glomerellales; Glomerellaceae.